This is a messenger RNA of Laccaria bicolor S238N-H82, 2607 nucleotides long. RefSeq lists its product as uncharacterized. Bases 1 to 2607 code for a protein of 868 amino acids. The record is from RefSeq and is a predicted model, not a curated record. Gene Ontology annotation, molecular function: protein-macromolecule adaptor activity; ubiquitin protein ligase binding. Lineage: Eukaryota; Fungi; Basidiomycota; Agaricomycetes; Agaricales; Hydnangiaceae. The transcript is spliced from 2 exons. Gene Ontology annotation, cellular component: plasma membrane; cytoplasm; cytosol. Gene Ontology annotation, biological process: ubiquitin-dependent endocytosis.
AUGGCUUUCCUUUUGAGUCAGAGUCGGCCUUCUUCGCCUUCUCCUCGAGGUUCUAUAUAUCACGAGGAUGACGCUGCGGGGCCACGCCCAGCUGCUUCGUCCACCUAUUACGACGCCCAUGAAAUGGCUAGAGAAUCAGCCAAACCAUAUCUUGACAUUAUCCUCGACAGCCCGUUUCUCAUACUGAGAGGUCUCGGACCCGAUGUUGAGUCUACUCGCCUCUCCGGAAACGUUCUACUCUUCCUCACAGAGCCAACUUCCGUGAAAGAGAUUACUCUUCAAUUCAAAGGAAAGGCGAGGCUACCCACUUCAGCUUCAGAGUCGCUCUUGAACAAUGCUGCAACUACAUCAUAUACCGUAUGCACCCAUGAUUGGUCUUUUCUUGAGGGAGAGAGGAAACACAGUCACACCCUCAAAGCAGGCCGCCAUUUAUUUCCUUUCCAACUCGAGAUUGGUGGUUCUCUUCCCUCUAGCAUCGCUACCCACGGCUUUGGCGGUGCGUCAGUCUCGUACAAGCUACGAGCCAUUGCCUCUCGCUCCGGGUUGACGUCAUCCAGGCUCCAAGCCUUCAUGCCAGUCGUUAUCAUGCGGUCUUUUGCACACGGCGCCCUCGAGUACCAACAAACUCUUGAAAUAGAAAACUCCUGGCCCGAGAAGCUCAUGUACUCCAUUCUACUUCCACACAAAGCCUGGGCUGCGGGAGAUAAGCUAUCGGCCCUUGUUAAAUUCUCGCCGUUGUCAAAGGGGACGUCUGUCUCCCAUUUGACCACUUCAAUUCACGAAACGACGAAAAUCUUCGCUCGCAGUGGGCCACUAGAGAGCACGCGGACUAUUACUACCACCAGACACGAUAUCGUUAAUGGAAAAGCCGUUGAGGUGCCGAUAGACCGACCGCGGUCUACGUACGGUCGGAGCCGGUCAAAUACAGCUUCAGGCUCAGGCACCCCAAUGACACCCUUGAGUGUUGAAGCCUCACGGCAGUCUCCCAUGACGCCUGCUACCCAUUUGCCGCCCAUCUCCGAACCCUCUCUGUCCUCGUCGAAUGACGUCUCCCAAUCAUCACAAAGCCAGGAGGAUGAAGACCUACUUGUAGAGAACCAUGACAUUGUCACCCUUAUAUCUGUGGCUCUCCCAACCACAUUAACCCCUUCACACGCCGUCGAACCUAUUAAUAUCACACAUCGCGUUCGCUGGAGUAUCUUUAUUCUCAAUCCCGACGGACACACAUCGGAAUUACGGUGCUCACUCCCGCUCUAUGUCCUUGACAACAAUCUUCUGGAGGAAGCCCACGCCUUCAGCGCGGCUACGCGGCGGCUGGUACUAAGUGUGUUGACUGCCAACGAUCCCGAUGAAGAAGGCGUCGCACAUAGGGUUUCAGAGCUCGAGGACGAGGACAGGGAGCUGCCCAGCUACAAUAUGCAUAUCCGGGACCGUGUAGCGAACAUGUUCCUCCCAGAAGGCCAAGUCCUUCGUGUGACCAACCCAUGGGUGACACAUCAUACGAGUCCAACUGUCGCUCCUGGGGCAGAGGCGCCGCAUGAGAUAUACAUGUACUCGGAUCCACAACCACGGCGGUCGGGGUACUCGUCUCCCGCGCUUGAUUCGGAGAGGUUUUCGCAGCUGCCUCAUGCGCCCACCUCGAGGGACAGGACGACCUUGGAUUGGGUCAACUCGGAGCUUUUGUUAUCCCUCAGUGAUACGCCUCCGCGGCGGGCGGAGCAUGAGAUAGAAUCUACGCACACGUCGCCUGAAGAGGAUCGGUCGAGGUCACAUAGUCGGUGGUCGAGUCGUCCGCACAGUCGUGCACCGAGUCCGGAGCGUACGACAACCGUCCAUCAUGGCAAUGGUUCUGGAAGCGGUGCUACUUCCCCCGCUGGGCUUUCGCCUGGGUUUGGGGCGAGCAUGGAGAGACAGCAGUCUGAGUCGUUCAUGCAGACGAGCAGGAAUUUGCAGAGUUUGCUGAAGGCUACUAUGAAGCCCUUUACUUCGCUUGGUGGUGGACAUCAACAAUCGCAUCAUCAUCAUGGGCCAUUCACGCGUUCAUUCCAUUCGCAUAUGCAUCAUUCGGUCCAUUCAUCUCAAUUUAACACGUUGCAACAUCCACACCCAUCGUCAUCCUCAUCAGCUAUACCACCACUAAACCCCAUCCCCAGCUACGAGCGCACAAGUGGCGGACCACAGCGCGUGAACACCGUGCAGCACGCCGACCCUGCGAACAGCGGCCCUUCGCUCCUUCACCGUGCGUUCACGGAAGUACCAGACUACUCCAUUGCAGCCCGCGGGUUCCUGGGUGGUGUCCCACCUCUAACAAGCAUGCGCGGGCUUCCUUCGUACGAGGAGUCGGAGUUGAGGAUUGGGGAAGGCGGGGAGGGGAUGCGCGGUAGGACGAGUGCGAGUGAUUCGAAUUUGGUGGGGAGGUUUGAGCGUGGGGUGGUGAUUAGUCGGGAGGAAGGGGAGGAGGAGGGAGAGGAAGUGGUGCGAGGGGUGCAGUCGAGGAGCAGGAUUGCGAUGGAUUUGGAGGGUGUGAAUUAUUGCUCGUCCAGAGGGCAGUAUCAUACGAGAGAGAGGAGUGGGUUGAAUGGUUCGUCGACGGUGCUGGGGUCGUAA